This is a messenger RNA of Thamnophis sirtalis, 1243 nucleotides long. Lineage: Eukaryota; Metazoa; Chordata; Lepidosauria; Squamata; Natricidae. The record is from RefSeq and is a predicted model, not a curated record.
CGAUUCUGCUCCUCCCCCGCCCCUAGCUACGAGCCUUAGGCUGAGCCUUUCAAGGAGGCUGCAAGGAAGCCUUACACGGAGGGAGAUCGAGACCUGACUCCGGAGUUCAAUAUAUGUUGGAAAUCUUUUCUGGUUCUCUUGGAGUCCAAAGUAUCUUCUGUGGGAAGUGGGUUGAAUGGCCAGACAUCCUCUGAUUAAUAAAACAUGGGAGAUACAUCCAUCCAUUUUGAAGCUGGAUUAGAGACCAGAGAAAAGAUGGAGGGACAACACCCAGCAGAUGCAGGAGUUGGAAAAAUCCCUCCAGCUACUCAGCCUUGGAGCUGUGGGAAGAAUGGGGCAAGUCUUGGGCAGAAGAGCCAAAAAGAAGAAGUCAACAAUUCAGAGAUUCAGUGCUGUGACUUCAGAAAAGUGCAGUUCCAGGAGGGGAAGAGUCCCCGAGAUGUUUGCAGUCAGCUUCACCGCCUUUGCCGUCAAUGGCUGCAGCCAGAAAGACACACCAAGGCUCAGAUGCUGGACCUGGUGCUCCUGGAGCAGUUCCUGGCUGUCCUUCCCCCAGAGAUGGAGCAAUGGGUGCGGGAGUGUGGAGCACAAACCAGUUCCCAGGCGGUGGACCUGGCCGAAGGCUUCCUCCUGGCCCAGGAAUCGGAAAAGAUGCAAAAAUCCUUGGAAGCUAUGACUGAGUAUCCCAAGGGGAGGAAGGAUUCAUUCAAAUCUUCUCAAGAGCUGCUCUUCAGAGAGACCUUAUGCAAAGCUCAAAGCCAGGACACCACUCCAGAGAGUAGAAAGCCGUCCUUGGAAUUUUUUGAAUCACCUCCUCUUUGUGGUGGAGCUGAAGAAUUGGCUGAACCACUAUUUCAGGCUGUUGUGUCUUUUGAAGAAGUGUCUGUGUAUUUCUCCGAGGAGGAGUGGUCUCAACUGGACGCUGAUCAAAAAGCGCUCCAUGGAGAAGUCAUGCUGGAAAAUUCCAGGAAUCUGUUUUCUGUGGGUAAGAACCCCUACCAGUGCUCCAAAACGUAGAAAACUCAUGGGGUCAGAGACGGGGGCUUAGAUGUUAUUAAAAAUUAGGUUAACUGAAAUAAGUGAUUUUUAAAAAUCAUUUAUUUUUCCCUGCCUUUAUAUUUUGUAAAUAGCACUUAGUAAUAGCACUUAAUCUUAUAUAGCGAUUCAUAGUGCUUUUUUAGCCCUCUCUAAGCGGUUUACUGAGUCAGCCUAUUUCCCCCAACAACCUGGCUCCUCAUUUUAC